Molecule: messenger RNA, 532 nt
Organism: Drosophila grimshawi
Lineage: Eukaryota; Metazoa; Arthropoda; Insecta; Diptera; Drosophilidae
Product: probable serine/threonine-protein kinase fhkB
Exons: 2
Coding region: 92-385 (97 amino acids)
Source: RefSeq, a predicted model, not a curated record
AAAAUUUUCUAUCCCAAAAUAGCGAAAGCCAGUGAGAAUCGAGUAGAUAUUUAUUGACUGCAUUCCAGCCUGAAGCCAGCUGCCCACCGAAAUGAAAGCUCACUCAACAGCCAUGGAUGUCGAUGGUGAUAACGAUGAUGAUGAUAAUGAUGUUGAUGAUGAUGAUAACGAUGAUGAUGAUGAUGAUGAUGUGUUCAUCCAGCUGCGCCACCUGCAGGCUAAUCAUCUCUUUCUGCGUGCACAGCUGACACAACUGGCACAGCUGCACAGGGCUGUCCUGGCGAGGCGACUGUGCCAGCAGAGGUGCCUGCUGGAGGGGCGUGCCGCACUGGAGACGCAGCUGCGACGGCUGCAGUUUAAACACAACCGCCACUGGGGCCUGUGAAAUUUAAAGCCAACCGACUUUUACCACUUGCAAGAAUUAAGUUUCGCCGUAAAAGUGUUUAAAAAAUGGCGAAUUCUCAAAUUAAAUAGUUUACAGACAGAUUAAUAUUUAUUUAGAAAAUAAAAGCUAAAUGUGUAACUUUGACAU